AUGAGCCGCCAGCUGACCCUCUUCGCCGGCGGGGAGCGUCUGGGUUUCAGCGGCUGCUCCGCAGUCCUCUCGGGCCGGUUCGGCAGUAGCCGUGCCUCGUUCAAGGCCGGGGUCAAGGGCGCUGCGCCCUUCGGCAGCCGGAGCCUCUUCAGCCUCGGGGGCAGCCGGCGCCAGGCGCGCUGCGCGGGGUCCGAGAGGGGCGGUGGCUUCUCCCUGGGCCAUGGGUGCGUGGGUGGCGGCCGCCCGGGAGGCUUUGUGGGCACCAUUUUCGGCAGGGCGGGGCUGGGGCCCGCGUGUCCCUCAGUGUGCCCGCCCGGCGGCAUCCCUCAGGUCAUUGUCAACAAAAGUCUUCUGAGCCCCCUCAACGUGGAGCUGGACCACGAGAUCCAGAAGGUGCGCGUCCAGGAGCGGGAGCAGAUCAAGGCGCUGAACAACAAGUUUGCCUCCUUCAUCGACAAGGUGCGGUUCCUGGAGCAGCAGAACCAGGUGCUGCAGACCAAGUGGGAGCUGCUGCAACAGCUGGACCUGAACAACUGUGGGGAGAAGCUGGAGCCCAUUUAUGAGGGCCACAUCAGCGGCCUUCGGAAGCAGCUGGAGACACUAUCUGGGGAUAGGGUGAGGCUAGAAUCGGAGCUGAGGAACAUGCGGGAUGUAGUGGAGGACUACAAGAAGAGGUAUGAGGUGGAGAUUAACAGACGCACUGCAGCAGAGAAUGAGUUUGUGAUGCUGAAGAAGGAUGUAGAUGCUGCCUACAUGAACAAGAUUGAGCUGCAGGCCAAGGUGGACUCUUUGACAGAAGCUAUCAAAUUCUUCAAGUACCUGUAUGAAGAGGAAAUUGCUCAGAUGCAGUCCCAUAUUAGUGAUACAUCCGUCAUCCUGUCCAUGGACAAUAACCGGGAGCUGGAUCUGGACAGCAUCAUUGAUGAGGUUCGAGUCCAAUAUGAGGAGAUCACACAGAAGAGCAAGGCUGAGGCUGAGUGCUUGUACCAGACCAAGAUCCAGGAGCUGCAAGUCACAGCAGGUCAGCAUGGGGAUGACCUCAAACUCACCAAGGCUGAGAUCUCAGAGGUCAACCGGCUGAUCCAGAGGCUCCACUCAGAGAUAGGGAAUGUGAAGAAACAGUGCUCCAACCUGGAGACGUCUAUCGCUGACACUGAGCAGAGGGGAGACUGUGCCCUCAAGGACGCCCAGGUCAAGCUACAUGAGCUGGAGGAUGCCCUGCAGCAGGGCAAGGAGGAGUUGGCCCGGUUGCUGCUCGAAUACCAGGAUCUUCUGAACAUAAAGCUGGAGCUGGACAUUGAGAUCGCCACCUACCGUAAGCUGCUGGAGAGCGAGGAGAGCCGGAUGUCUGGUGAAUACCCAAAUUCCGUGAGCAUCUCGGUGAUCAGCAGCAUUAAUGCAGGCACAGGAGGGGCUGGUUUUAAUGUGGGCUUUGGCGCCUCGAGCAGUUGCAGCUACAAAUCUGCUGCUGUGGAUGUCAAGACCAAAGGCAACUGUGUCAGAGAGCUCAAGGAUCCUCUUGGCAAGACCCCAGGCAGCAGCUGUGUAACCAAAAAGGUCUCCAGAUGACAGGCAGAAGACUGCAGAGCCCAACCACUUCCCUCUCCUCCCCCUGGGCCCUUUCCAGGCCAGGAAGUGCUUUGUCUCUUACUACAAUCACAAUCACACCCCCUCUCUGUGUUGUCCUUUCAUGUAGGAGGGCCAGUCAUGGGCUCUCUCACUGGCUUCCUUCCUGGUCAUCUUUCACUGGGUGACUGCCCCACAUGCAGAGCUAAUGCACACACCUUGGGUAUUUCCCUGCAGCCAGCUGCCAGCCCCUCUGCCCAGUGCCUUUUGGGACCUUCCCUGCCAAAGGGUUCUCUUUGUCCUCUGACUGAAAUUGUGUCCAGUUCUCUACCUCUACAAUAAAUGAU
Molecule: messenger RNA, 1913 nt
Organism: Heterocephalus glaber (naked mole-rat)
Lineage: Eukaryota; Metazoa; Chordata; Mammalia; Rodentia; Bathyergidae
Product: keratin, type II cytoskeletal 72
Biological process (GO): keratinization; intermediate filament organization
Cellular component (GO): keratin filament
Molecular function (GO): structural constituent of skin epidermis
Source: RefSeq, a predicted model, not a curated record